AUGGGUGCAACCCCUUUCCACCCUUCGAUCCUCAAGGUCCAGCUACCGAAAAACUUUGACAAGCCUACGGACAUGAGGUACGAUGGGACGAAAGACCCACAGGAACAUCUGACGGCCUUUGAGACCAGAAUGAACCUGGAGGGUGUUAGUGAGGCUGUCAGGUGCCGUGCUUUCCCAGUAAUCCUGGCAGGUCCAAUAAUAUGGUGGUUUAAUGCGCUCCCGCAGGAGUCUAUUAUGGCCUUCGCGGACAUCUUACAGAGGUUCUUAGCGCAGUUCACCACGCGGAUAGCCAAAGCCAAGCACUCGAUCAACUUGUUAAGGGUCACGCAACGUGCUGGCGAGCCAACGAUGAAGUUCCUCGAUCGGUUCAAUGAUGAAUGUCUAGAGAUUGAUGGCUUGACGGACUCGGUAGCAAGCCUAUGCCUGAUAAAUGGCCUAUUGAAUGAGGACUUUAAGAAGCAUCUCACUACUAAGCCUGUUUGGACGAUGCAAGAAAUCUAA
Molecule: messenger RNA, 501 nt
Organism: Arachis ipaensis
Lineage: Eukaryota; Viridiplantae; Streptophyta; Magnoliopsida; Fabales; Fabaceae
Source: RefSeq, a predicted model, not a curated record